AUGAGCCAAGAUUUUGACGCUACGCAAUCUUUCUACGAUGACGGCUAUGGCGUGGACGGCGAGGUGGAGGACGAGUACGAGGAGAUCACCCAAGAAGACUGCUGGACGGUUAUCACCAGCUUCUUCGACCAAAAGGGUCUCGUCAGACAACAACUAGACUCCUUCGAUGAAUUUGUGCAGAAUACCAUGCAGGAACUCGUGGACGAGAACUCGGAUCUCAUUCUCGACCAGGCGGACCAACAUACGGGACACGACGGGGAUGUAACGCGUCGCUAUGAGAUCAAAUUCGGGCAAAUCUAUCUUUCGAGGCCAACGGUUACCGAGGCGGAUGGUGCUGUAGUCCCUGUGUUCCCACAAGAAGCGCGUUUGCGUAACCUCACGUACUCCGCGCCACUCUACAUUGAAAUGAAGAAGAGGAUCCUGAUUGGGAGAGAGGACCAGGAAGGGAGCGGGGACAUGGUCUGGGAGGUGCAGCGGGACGAUGACCCUGAAGACACAAGGAAGGUGUGGAUAGGGAAGGUGCCCAUCAUGUUGCGUUCCACCUACUGCAUCCUCCACGAAUUGGGAGACAAGGAGCUCUUCGAUCUCAACGAGUGCCCUUACGAUUCUGGAGGGUACUUCAUCAUUAACGGGUCUGAGAAGGUGCUCAUUGCCCAGGAGCGCAUGGCGACGAACCACGUAUAUGUCUUCGCUAAGGCGCAGCCGUCCCCGAUCAGCUUCCUCGCGGAAAUCCGCAGUGCAGUAGAGAAGGGGGGGAAGACCAUUAGUCAGUUCCAGGUGAAGCUGUACCACAGGAGCCAAGAACGUUCGUUAGGGAACGUUAUGAAGGCCACGAUCCCCUACAUCAAAGUUGACAUACCUAUCUGGGUCGUCUUCCGCGCUCUUGGAGUCAUAUCCGACCGCGAUAUCCUCGAGCAUAUCUGCUACGAUAUGCAAGACAACCAGAUGCUGGAGAUGCUGAAGCCUUGCAUUGACGAAGGUUUCGUCAUUCAAGAUCGUGAGAUUGCGCUGGACUACAUCGGUAACCGUGGAACGACAACCGGUCUCAAUCGUGAACGUCGUUUACGCUAUGCCCAGGAGAUCCUGCAGAAGGAGAUGUUACCACACGUCUCCAUGGCCGAAGGUUCCGAGUCUAAGAAGGCGUACUUCUUCGGCUACAUGAUUCAUCGUCUACUCCUCGCCGCUCUCGAGCGCAGAGACCUCGACGACCGUGAUCACUUCGGCAAAAAGCGUCUCGAUCUCGCAGGCCCUCUUCUGGCGAAUCUGUUCCGCAUGCUGUUCCGCAAGCUCACCAAGGAUGUUUACCGCUAUCUCCAAAAGUGUGUCGAGACGCACAAGGAGUUCAACAUUUCGCUCGCCGUCAAGCAUAACACCAUCACGAAUGGUCUCAAAUAUUCGCUUGCCACAGGCAACUGGGGAGACCAGAAGAAGUCGAUGAGCUCGAAGGCUGGCGUAUCGCAGGUGCUCAAUCGCUACACCUAUGCAUCGACACUUUCUCACUUGCGACGCUGCAACACUCCGCUUGGUCGCGAGGGCAAGAUCGCGAAACCCCGUCAGCUGCACAAUACUCACUGGGGUAUGGUCUGCCCCGCCGAGACGCCAGAAGGACAAGCCUGUGGUCUCGUCAAGAACCUGUCGCUCAUGUCGUGUAUAUCCGUCGGUACCCUCUCUGCGCCCGUCAUUGAGUUCUUAGAGGAGUGGGGUUUGGAAUCUUUGGAGGAGAACGCUCACGCCUCAACGCCGUGCACGAAGGUGUUCGUCAACGGUGUUUGGAUGGGUGUCCACCGAGACCCUGUGAAGCUCGUUAGCACUCUCCGGAAGCUUCGUCGAAAAGACGACAUCAACUGCGAAGUGUCUGUCGUCCGCGACAUCCGAGAGCGCGAGCUCCGUCUCUACACGGAUGCUGGCCGUGUCUGUCGACCACUCUUCAUCGUCGAGAAUCAGCAGCUCCUCAUCCAGAAGAAGCACAUCGAGAGCCUGGUCCGUGCCAAGGACGACCCGACGUUCAACUACAAUUGGGACAGCCUGCUCAAGGACGGUGUCAUCGAGCUACUGGAUGCUGAGGAAGAGGAGACGGUCAUGAUCUGCAUGACACCGGAAGACUUGGAAAACUCGAGGCUGCAGGCUGCCGGUAUUGACCCACAUGCAGACGAGGAAGAAGACCCUUCGGCUCGCUUGAAGGCGCCGACAUCAGCUCAUACAUGGACGCAUUGCGAGAUUCACCCGAGUAUGAUUUUGGGUGUCUGUGCCAGUAUCAUCCCCUUCCCUGACCACAACCAGUCGCCGCGUAACACGUACCAGUCUGCCAUGGGCAAACAGGCCAUGGGUAUCUUCCUCACGAACUUCCUCAUUCGUAUGGACACGAUGGCGAACAUCCUCUACUACCCCCAGAAGCCGCUCGCGACAACGCGUUCUAUGGAAUACCUGCGCUUCCGAGAGCUUCCCGCAGGUCAGAACGCCAUCGUUGCCAUUCUCUGCUACAGCGGCUACAACCAGGAAGAUUCCGUCAUCAUGAACCAGAGCUCUAUCGACCGAGGUUUGUUCCGCAGUAUCUACUACCGAAGCUACAUGGACUUGGAGAAGAAGAGCGGUGUCCAGCAGCUGGAGGAGUUCGAGAAGCCCACUCGCGACACGACGCUGCGUAUGAAGCAUGGUACGUACGACAAGCUUGAGGACGAUGGUCUCAUCGCGCCCGGCACAAAUGUCAAUGGCGAAGAUAUCAUCAUCGGCAAGACUGCCCCCAUCCCGCCAGACAGUGAGGAACUCGGCCAGCGGACACGUACACAUACGAAGCGCGACGUCUCCACGCCGCUCAAGAGCACGGAACAGGGUAUCGUCGAUCAGGUACUCAUCACAACGAACGCCGAGGGCCAGAAGUUCGUCAAGAUCCGUGUACGCUCUACACGUAUCCCGCAGAUUGGUGACAAGUUCGCCUCUCGUCACGGUCAGAAGGGUACCAUCGGUAUCACCUACCGCCAGGAGGACAUGCCGUUCACCGCGGAGGGUAUCACGCCCGACAUCAUCAUUAACCCCCACGCCAUCCCCUCCCGUAUGACCAUCGGCCACUUGGUCGAGUGCCUACUCUCCAAGCUCGCGACGCUCAUCGGAAACGAGGGCGACGCAACGCCGUUCACCGACCUCACCGUGGAGUCCGUCUCUCAGUACCUGCGCCAGAAGGGCUACCAGUCCCGAGGUUUGGAGGUUAUGUACCACGGACACACCGGGCGUAAGCUCCAGGCGCAAGUCUACCUCGGGCCAACUUACUACCAACGUCUGAAACAUAUGGUGGACGAUAAGAUCCACUCGCGUGCGCGUGGGCCGGUCCAGAUUCUCACGCGCCAGCCCGUCGAAGGUCGUAGUCGUGACGGGGGUCUGCGGUUCGGAGAGAUGGAGCGUGAUUGUAUGAUUUCGCAUGGUGUAGCGGCCUUCCUGAAGGAGCGUUUGUUCGAGGCUAGCGACGCUUACCGACUGCAUGUCUGUGACAUUUGUGGCCUCACGGCUAUUGCCAACCUCAAAAAGCAAACGUUCGAGUGUCGAGCGUGCAAGAACAAGACUGCUUGUUCACAGAUUUACAUUCCUUAUGCCGCGAAGCUGCUCUUCCAGGAAUUGCAAUCUAUGAACAUCGCAGCACGGUUGUACACGACGUCGACGGGACGAAUUCGGGACUAA
Molecule: messenger RNA, 3669 nt
Organism: Dichomitus squalens LYAD-421 SS1
Lineage: Eukaryota; Fungi; Basidiomycota; Agaricomycetes; Polyporales; Polyporaceae
Product: DNA-dependent RNA polymerase II second largest subunit
Exons: 10
Coding region: 1-3669 (1222 amino acids)
Biological process (GO): DNA-templated transcription
Cellular component (GO): RNA polymerase II, core complex
Molecular function (GO): DNA binding; DNA-directed RNA polymerase activity; ribonucleoside binding
Source: RefSeq, a predicted model, not a curated record